Messenger RNA from Encephalitozoon hellem ATCC 50504, 969 nucleotides. RefSeq names its product putative ethanolamine-phosphate cytidylytransferase. The transcript has a single exon. Gene Ontology annotation, biological process: phosphatidylethanolamine biosynthetic process. Gene Ontology annotation, cellular component: cytoplasm. Lineage: Eukaryota; Fungi; Microsporidia; Unikaryonidae. The coding region runs from base 1 to 969 and encodes 322 amino acids. The record is from RefSeq and is a predicted model, not a curated record. Gene Ontology annotation, molecular function: ethanolamine-phosphate cytidylyltransferase activity.
AUGGCAUCCCACGAGAUCCGAAAGGUUUGGGCAGACGGAUGCUUUGACAUGUUUCAUUACGGACAUGCAAAUGCCUUAAGACAGUCAAAGGCACUGGGAGAUUAUCUCAUAGCAGGGGUCCAUUCAUCUCUCAGCAUAAACCAAGAAAAGGGAUUGCCUGUGAUGGAGGACGAUGAGAGGUAUGAGGUUGUCCAAGGAUGCAGAUAUGUGGACGAGAUUGUGAGGGACGCGCCGUUUGUCACGCAGAUGGAUAUGAUUAAGGAGUAUGGGGUGAAUGUAGUAGCACACGGAAAUGACAUAAUACUUGACUCUAAUGGGCAAGACUCUUACUUCCAGGUUAGAAAGACGGGGAUGUUCAGGGAGGUUGAAAGGACUAUUGGGAUUUCAACGACAGAAACUGUUGGAAGGAUGAUGCUAAAAAGUAGAGGAUCUUGCAUAGAUGUAGAAAAUGGAGAGUGCAACAAAAACUCUAAGUACCAUGACGAAUUGAUUAACCUAUUUAUGAGUUCGAUGAAGAGGGAGAAGAAAGGAAGGAUUGUGUUUGUGGACGGAAACUUCGAUUUGUUCCAUGCGGGCCAUGUUGUGUCCUUGAGAAUAGCAAGAGAGAUGGGGGACUACCUGAUUGUUGGGAUACAUGAUGAUGAGACUACGAAGGAGUACACCAGGAACUAUCCGGUUCUGAGCACUAAGGAGAGGAUGCUUACACUGAUGUCAUGCAGGUAUGUGGAUGAGGUUGUGGUUUCGCCCUAUUUGGUUGGGGGUGAGUUUGUCGAAAAGCAUGGAAUCAAUGUCGUAGGGCCCUCUUUUGAUACAAAGGACUUGUCGAGAUACGACAAAAUCAAAGAGAUGGUGGAGCAUAGCUAUGCUGAAAACAGGUUCAACUAUCUCUCUGCAGAGCACAUAGUUAACAGGAUAAUAUCCAACUACCAAGACUAUGCAAACAGGCAAAAGAAAAGAAUGAAGAAUUAA